Molecule: messenger RNA, 1446 nt
Organism: Caenorhabditis bovis
Lineage: Eukaryota; Metazoa; Nematoda; Chromadorea; Rhabditida; Rhabditidae
Source: the annotation of a GenBank genome assembly
AUGACAGAAUUGGCACCUUUGGAGACGUCUCAGCAUUUUUUGGAUUUGCGAGCGGAAUAUCUUGCUGAACGCAAUAUGGCCAAAGGAAUAAAAAUUCUCGAGCGAUUGGUGACGAUUGAUCCGGAAAAAGUCACAGACAAUGCUUGGCUUUAUUGCAAAGAUUUGAUGACGGUUGUGCUUGAAGACAUGCCUUUUGAGGAGUUUUUGGUGCAUCAUCAGAUUCUCCUGCUCUCGUGUAUUCCGCAUUCGCCGGCGCGCGUCAACGAGAUUCUCGCGAGGAUCAUCACGAAAAAAUUGGCGAAUCGCCAAAUUCUCAGCGAUUCGGCGUCAGCGGUGGCGGUGGCGUUCGCGCGACGCAUCGACGACACCGAAUGCUUCGAAGCGAUCGCCGAAUUAUUGGGCCCGGUUGCCGGAAAUGAGCUCAUCGUGCAGGAGCUCAAAUACCAAUUGGACUCGCUUCAGGGUAUUCGACAAGCCGAGAAUCGCUUCCGAAUUUAUCAGGUUCUAAUCGAGGCGAUGAAGUGCGGCAAAUAUCACUCGAAUCUGGACGUCUUCAUGAGUGCGCUUCUGAAUGAGGUGACGAGCACAAGAGAUGUGCUCACGCAGCUCAACGCGCUCGAUGUGUUCGCCGAUUUGAUGAUGUCGGGGCCGGCGAACGCGAAAAUCCUCUUGGACGCUGGAGUUCCACAAACGAUUUAUAACAUUUUGCAAUCGUCGAAAACGAGCCCCGACGGCGGUUUCCUCUUCACCGGCUGCGUUCGAUUCUUCGGCCAUUUGGCGCGACACUAUCCGGAAGUUUUGGAGACGUUCCCCGAAUUUUUGCCGUAUGUUACCGAUAUGGUUGUGCAUUUCGAUCUACUCGACGCCUCGCAACGCGUUUUGGCGUUCGACACGUUCGCGAACGUCGCCUACACCGAAAAAGGCAAAGAGAUGAUCGAACUCGUUGCGAAAGACAAACUGCAAUCGGUUUUGCAAGCGGUUGGAGCUGCUAUGAAUCAUGGGCCGAUUGAAUUGAGAUGUAGGCAUGUUCAAGCCGGAGCGCUGCUUUUCCAGAAGAUGCAAGAUGAGACCGCGAUUCGAUGGUAUACGAUGAUGGGUGGAGACGUUCUCACCGCCGCCAUUCUCGCUGGCGUGAAAAAGCCGUUCAUCGAGCUGUGCGGCGAAAUAUUGAUGUUGAUUUUGGAGUUGUUCAAUUAUCCGAGCAUUAUAUUGGCGUAUGUGCGAUUUGCUGGAUUCACCGAAUGGCUUUUGGAUGAGAAUUGGGAGCAUGAGCGAGCGACGGUGCACAUCAAAAAGCUAAUUGUGAAAUUGAUGAUUGCUAAGAAUGAGCAAGAGGUGCUGGGAAAAGCGCCGAAGGUUUUGGAAUUUGAUUCGGCUUAUAUAGUUCGCCUCAAAGCGUACUUGUUGCCGAAGCCGGCUAAUCCGCAAGUUGAACUCGCAUUGUGA